This is a messenger RNA of Prorocentrum cordatum, 4311 nucleotides long. Lineage: Eukaryota; Dinophyceae; Prorocentrales; Prorocentraceae. The record is from the annotation of a GenBank genome assembly.
AUGGCCGCCGACGACCAGCGCGCUGCUGCCACUCAGCCCAUGAGUCAAUUUUCAGCUGAUUUGGGUGACUCUAUCAUGCAGGGUGCUGUGCCGCCUUCUCCAAUCGAGCGCGGCGGGUCUCCGGGCGAGCUCGGCGGCGACAUGCGCACCCACGUCAUCGCCAUUUCGACCAACGCGCCCGCUGGCCCGCCGCAUGUUCCAGCCGAUACUGUUGGGGUGGUGCCUGCCGACGAGCUGUGUCUGUAUCACUGUUGCAAUGCUGCCGCGGAUAUGCAUUCGUGGUUGCGCGGCAGACAUGCGCCUGGUUACGCAGAAGAUAGGGGCAGAGUUUGCGCAGACGAAGCGCGCGCCAAGCAGCUCCGGGAUCGCAUCGCGCAGAUGGCGCGGGACGCAGGAGACGAAGCCACUGCUGCCAGAUUGCUGAAGACCGGGCGAGAAGCUCACGCGGGCUUUGAUGAAAUAAAAUAUUUCUGCGAGGUCCCGGGCGGCCAGAUCGUCGUCGAGCACUACGAGGACACGAAGCACUCUGUUCAGAGCGUUUAUGGUAACGGCCCUUUGAGAGCGCUCUUUCGGCUUCACACGCAGUCCUCUGAGGAUGGGCACGAGGUCGAUCAUUGGUCGUGCCUGCAGAGUUGGAUUCCGCGAGUUCCAGAAGUCGCCGCGCGCGCGAGCAAGCCCGAGGAUGCGCCCGCCGAUCCCGUCGGCGACAGCAGCUCCCUACAGCGACGGUUGAAACUCCCAGGCGCAGCUACAUGCAGUGCGGAAUUCGACGAGUUCACGAUGGAGGUAGACAGCGAGCGGAGCUGGCUGGAAAGUUUAACGGCAGACCCUGAGCCGCCUGCUCAGAGCAUGUUCGUGCAGACGGAGGCGGUGAAAGCAUUCAUAGAGAAGAAGCACGCCUCAUGGGAUCCGUACCUGAAGCGGAUUGCCCUUGGGGCGCUAGCCAUGUAUCGAUGUCGACUAUCCGAUAUCUACGUUCGAGAGUAUGUCAUGAUGAUGCACAUCAUACUUGGCGGUGACUACCUCGUCGCCCACGACGGGGUCAUGUAUUUUUGGAGCGGGAAUACAAGGUUCUUCGAGAAGUACGAGGGUCUCAUGCCAGAGAUUGUGUAUGCUGCCCUGAAGGAGUACCUCUUGACUUUGGAAGGGCUUUUCCGGUCCUUCACUGGCGAGGUUCGGCGGGAUGACGAGGCCGCGAUGUCCGCGAUCGAGGGGUCUUUGGAGAAGAGCGGGCCCGAGGCUCGGAAGGCGUUCGCCGCGUGGCGCGACAACGCCAUCUUCAACAGAGGAGGCAAGGGCGGCGGCAAGGGCGGCGGCAUGGGGGGCGCGGGGGAAUCUGCCGCAGAAUUCGAUGCUCUCUCGCAGAUAGAGGCGCAAGUGCUGGAUGGCGAUGCGCACGCGCCGGCAGACGACAGCUCCGCGCGCAGUGCGCCGUGGUAUCUCACGAUCGCAGUGAGCGUUGCUCGAGUUGGGCGAAGCUUACAGAUCCAGAUGAUUCAGAACAAGUUGCCGUCGUUUUACUGCGAAUGGUGCGAGACUCCGCGCCCCUCGCUCAGGGGCGUCGCCCACCCCGACAUCGCGUUCGUCUACGACCUGGGCGGAACCCCGGUGACGCAGAUCACGAGGGAGAAUGAGCGCAAGAGCAUAUACAUCGGCAUACCGCACAAGAUCAAGGCUUACUUGGGUGACCCGGCGUUGAAGGUGGCCGCGACGAGAGUGGAUCAGUUCUACAGGCAGACAUUCUGGGCAAACGCCGCCGCGCACAAGGUGUGCAUGGCCGCCCUCGCUCUGGCGAAGAGAGGGUUGAACGUCGACCGGCUGUUCUUCUUCUGGGGGGCCGGCGGCGUCGGGCUUUCGCUGACGACGGCCCAUCUCGACGCCAUGCUCGGCCACUCCAACCACAAGUAUUUCGACCCGCAGGUGUUCUAUCUUGACGAGAAGAUGCGGAAGACGGUGGAGUCGCUCAAAGGCACGAUCGUUCUCACGGCACAGGAGAAGCCAGAAGGCUUGAGGAAGAGCUUCCGGGAGGAUUUGUUCAAGAAGCUGGCGUCUGCCGACGGCAUCUUUGGUCGACUGCCGUAUCAGAUUUUGACGAAGGUUAUAUACCUGGUCGGAUGGAAACGCAUGGAGCUCAACAAGCUCAUCACUUUCGACGGAGUCACUGAGGGCGCAUUCCACGCCAUCUACCGGAGGUCUCUUCUGAUCAAGAUUUAUGCUAGGUUUGUCGACGCGGAGUGCAUCAGGCGCGCCUUGCCGGACGCAGAGAAGUACGGCAUCUUCCCGCGAGCGCCGGAUCUGAAGCCGUUCAUGCAGUCGGGGCCCGCCAUCGCGGCUGGUCUGCAACGACAGCUGGGCUUCGAACGGAAAUACGGCGAAGCCGCAUCGAGGUCGCUGAUAGAUGACUACUGCCUGCGCGGAGGAGAUAAUGGGAUCACGGAGAAUACAUGCGACAGGCCGAAGCCUGGCGGCCAGAGCAGCGCGGCUGCCCCGCCGCCCGGCGUCGACUUUGAUGUCGGAGCGGGCGGGUCGCAGGAUGCGGAAGAGCCCAUGGCGCAGUUGCGCCGCCAACUCCUCCAUCAGAUGCUCGAGCGGAGCUUCGACGCCUUGACAUUUUCAUAUUUGAAGCAGAUGUCCACAGGGCAGAUUCAGGGCCUGCCGGAGAAGAAUCCGACGCUGUGGAAGUCGAUGGAGGAGUCCGCCGGAUGGUCGAAAGGUGGUUUGUAUGGCAAAGCGAAGGACAGACUUUUACCAAAAUUGUUGACCACUCGCAAGUUCGAGGAUAUUGUGCCGGCGCCGAACGUGGAGGAGCCGACCGUGCUACCAGAACAGUGGGACCGCGCGGCGCUGAGCCGCUACGCGAACGGCAACGCUUGUCGCAAGCACAACGUCGACAUCAUGAUUGAGACCUUGGGUGCCGUCCCAAAGCCGCGCGGGCGGAGGAAGCGCGGAACGGAGCCCGAGGUUGGCGGCGACGCCCAUCUGCGCUCGGUCGGCGCGUCCAUUCAGGCAGCGGAGCUCGCCCUGGAAGUGUUGCUCGAGAGCGCGCGCGAGAGGCCGACCGUGGUGCCAGCCGACGCACCAGCGGAGAAGAGGAGGAAAAUUGGUGUGAAGAAGAGCUUCAGCGGUGGCAUCGACUUGGCAGAGCGCAGCAUUCCCUACACGUAUAAACGCACGGCGGCCCGUCGCUUCGCGGAUGUUCCGGCGGCGCAGGGGUGCCCGGCGCGCGUGCUACAUCCGAUGUUGCAAGGCACCGUAGAUCUCGACAUCCACAGCGCUGUCCUGACCAUCACUUGGCAACUCGUGGAGAAAAUGGACAUGGCCGACAAGAACCUGUUCAGCGAGGAGUUAGAGUUGUUGAAGCGGCUGGCCGAGAACAGGGACGAGGUACUUCGGGGCGAGUUGCCGGACAUGGGGCCCGAGGCGGCCAAGCGCUUUGUACUCGAGAUCAUCGGCGGGUCCCGUUCUUUCGACGCCGAUGCCAAGCCAUUCGCCAAGAAGUUGCAGCGCGUGAGCCGCGUACUGCGCUGGCUGGCGUGCUCGGCGUUGCCGGAGGUAUACGAGAGCUUCUGCCACGACGCCGCGCAGGGCGACGGCGAGAAGACAGAGAAAUGGCCGGAGGGACAAACGUUCUCGACUUUCUACCAGCGCGCGGAGGACUACAUCCUCCGCCAGUGGCAGACGUGGGCGCUAGCGCAGCCGGUGAAGCAUUUGUCUUUGCAAAUCGACGGCGUCAGGAUCAGCUGGGACGCGGUGCUCGCCAACCAUGCCACCGUGGCGGACUACGCCGCUGACGCGAGUGCCCACAUCGCGAGGGAAACAGGCUUCAUAGUCAAAAUCACAGAGAAGACCCACCCGACGAUCGCGGAGGCACUGACGAGCUGCGGGGCGUGGCGGCCAUCGGAUGCGCCUGCGGCGCCCAACGACCUACUGAGGGUGUCCGCUUCCGUUGAAUCUUGCGCCAGCGCCACGUCCGUGGAGAACAGUGCUGCCAGCGUGGAGAAAGGGAGGACGUACGCGGAGUGUUGCCUGGCACACGGCGUGUCAAUGAUGCCGCAGCUGGGGUUCGAUGCUCGCGAGCAGGGGCAUUAUCUUCUCCACAUGGAUGGGCGCGGGUCGCCAUCGUGCGCACUCGUCCACGUGGGAGCGGAGCUCGACAAGGCGACGAUUCAUUUUCAUGGCCAAGUCGGCGAGGUGAGUCUGGCAGAGAUCCAUGGUGCCGCCCUCGCCGGGCGAGACUCGAGGCUAGCAGCGGCCGCCGAAGACAGCGGCGACGCCGAGCCCUUGGCAGCGCUCUUGAAUAUGAUGGCAUGA